GGAGGUGAUGCUCGCGCUCUCGCAGCUCUGAUGGAUGCAGCGGGGUAGAUGGAGGAGGAGGAGGAGGUGAAAGACUUGAAGGCGGAGAGCAGAAAGAACGGGUCGGGCAGAGGGAAGGAUGCGGAUUAUGGUGCCCUGCCGGCCAGCUUGCCUGCCAACGGUGUCUGCAGUUUGACACGAGGAUGCGCGGACGAAACGACGCAGGCCUGCAGUUUGUCGGCUCUCGGAGCUCGGAGCCAGUGACUCUAAUUUACGCGUCGCCUCAAAUUGUCCAUGACACCGAGGACUGCCUGGCUUAAUUGUAAGGACGACUUAUUUUUUUUUUAAAUUUCAUGUCGUUUUAUUUAUUACUUUACUACUUGUUGUAGUCCGACAUUUCCCCCGCUUCCCUCGCCAUGUCGUUUAAGAUGAAGAAAACCGGAGUGAAAACAGAAUGACCUCGUCUCUACGUGUUUGUGGUUCAACUGCCAUCAUGGUUUCAGCCGUCAUUUUAGCAUCACCGCCACCUGAGCUCUUCCCCCGGGUUGCUGCAGACUGGAUGUCAAACUAAAGUGAGCUCUGGAAAGUCAAACCUAAACACACCUAUAUUAAAACUUUAACCUCGUUUCAGCAUGAAAGCGCUACACCCUCGCUGGUUGACGAGUAUAUUUAUAUGGACGACUGUAUGUCUGCUCGGCGGUCAAUCCGCCCCUAACUCCUCGGGCCUGUCUCUAGCCAUCCGCGUGCCACUGCGGCAAGUCGCUCGCGGCGAGCAGCCUGCGCCGCUGACACCUGCCGCCGCCUUGAACCGCGAACGCGGCAACGCAGGUAGGACUCCUGCGCGCAGGCGGAGAGGAGCGGCAGCGAGCGGUAUCAGCUUCGUGGACAUGAUUGAUAACCUACGUGGGAAGUCCGGCCAGGGAUAUUACGUGGAGAUGGCUGUGGGUUCUCCUCCGCAGAAGUUGAACAUCCUGGUGGAUACUGGAAGCAGUAACUUUGCUGUCGGGGCGGCUGCUCAUCCUUUCCUACGCAGAUACUACCAUCGAUCGCUCUCCACUUCGUACCGCGACCUGGGUAGGAGUGUGUACGUUCCCUACACGCAGGGGCGCUGGGAAGGGGAGCUAGGCACAGACCUGGUCUCAGUCCCGCAUGGCCCCAAUGCCACGCUGCGCGCCAAUAUUGCUGCAAUCACUCAGUCGGAUCGCUUCUUCAUCAACGGAUCUAACUGGGAAGGAAUCCUGGGACUGGCCUAUGCUGAUAUAGCCCGGCCUGAUGAGAAAUUGGAGCCUUUCUUUGAUUCUUUGGUUCGCCAGACUUCUGUCCCCAACCUCUUCUCUCUCCAGCUCUGUGGUGCAGGUUUCACCCAAAACUACUCCCUGGGCAGUGCUACUGUAGGCGGAAGCAUGAUCAUCGGUGGCGUGGAUCCAUCACUCUAUGUGGGAGAGCUUUGGUACACACCCAUCCGCAGGGAGUGGUACUAUGAGGUUAUCAUUGUACGUAUUGAGGUGAACGGACAGGACCUUAAUAUGGAUUGCAAAGAGUACAACUACGAUAAGAGCAUUGUGGACAGUGGCACCACCAACCUUCGACUGCCGAGAAAAGUCUUCCAGGCUGCAGUCAAGGCUAUUGAAGCUGCCUCUUCGACCGAACAGUUUCCCUCUGGGUUCUGGCUGGGGGAGCAGCUGGUGUGUUGGCAGGCCGGCACCACACCCUGGCACAUCUUCCCCGUCAUCUCCCUCUACUUGAUGAGUGAAGUUCGUAACCAGUCCUUCAGAAUCUCCAUUCUGCCGCAGCAAUACUUGCGGCCAGUGGAAGAUGUGGCCUCUGCCCAGGAGGACUGCUACAAAUUUGCUGUGUCCCAGUCCAGCACUGGGACAGUGAUGGGCGCAGUCAUAAUGGAGGGCUUCUAUGUGGUGUUUGACCGCGAGAAGAAACGCAUUGGUUUUGCUGUUAGCACCUGCCAUGUCCACGACGAGUUCCGCACAGCAUCUGUGGAGGGUCCGUUCCACGGGGUUGACCUGGAGGACUGUGGCUACAACAUUCCCCAGACAGACGAGUCCACCCUUAUGACCAUCGCCUACAUCAUGGCGGGUAUCUGCGCUCUCUUCAUGCUGCCUCUGUGUCUCAUGGUGUGCCAGUGGCGCUUUGCCCGCUGCCUGCACCCACACGGAGACUUCGCUGAUGACAUCUCGCUCCUCAAGUUUUUUGCAAGGAUAACUAGAGCCAUUAUGAAAAGCGUUUUCAUCAGCAUCAACUUUGCCUGUUUGAGCUACCUAUGCAGAUCAGCAUGGCUAUAGAGGAGCAGAUGCGGGAAAAAGUGUAACAAAAAAAAAAGUCUUUGUUAUAAAUAGUGUGUAAAUAAAUCGCAGUGAUGGAUUGGUUUGUAAUUUGGAAAGAUUUGUCUCUUUAACAUUUGGAACUUGAGGAAAGAGCAAGCAGAGCAUUUACAAACAGUUCAAUGAAGACACUCACACGCCAGGUAUGAAUACAGGAGGGAAAUCAUGUAAACAUAUGAACGUGUGGUUACUGUGUGUGUUUAUAGAUGUUCUGUUUGUGGCUUUUGAAUGAGUGAGGUGAGCUUGAUAUGUGUGAGCAUGCCUGUACAUGUGCACAGCUGUACUGUAAGUGAAGAGUGUACUGAAAGGUUUCAUGAAAAUGAGAACGUGAUACUAGCGCCUAUGAAAUUACAUAUGCCAGCAAUGAUUCCUGCAAUGCAAAACAAGUACGCAUAAAAUGGCUAAUUUGAUGAAAUAUGAGACAUUAUAUUUAAAGUAGUAAACUGAGACUACUGAACACACCAGAUGUCACUUUUUCUUAUUAUAUUGAUAGCUUCAAUUUAUCUAUUGUACAUAAAAUUUGUGUAUUCCAGAUCACCUAUUUGCGCAGCCACACAUGAACACACACACACACUCACAACACAGUGCUUAUAUACCUGCAAACUACUGCUGCACCAUCUGAUGACUUGCACAUCUAAUGACAACACAUUACAAGUUAAACACACACUUAAUAGGGCUUUUUUUUUCCACAAAAACAAACAGCCUAACUCACCACAUCUUUCAAGGGGGACCAUAUAUGUAUGCUUGGACGAGGAUACCAGCCCAAAAAUGUUAUACACUAAAGAACACUAUGUCUAUAAGAAACAGUUUGUAUUGUCUCAGAACAAGCUGUAAAUAGGUCAAUUCAGAUCUGUAUAUUUAUCUGUCAGGCAUUGGCAGCACUGUUGAACCAAUAAAGUACUUACUGUAACUGUAAAA
This is a messenger RNA of Archocentrus centrarchus (flier cichlid), 3233 nucleotides long. It is a transcript of the gene bace1, whose product is annotated as beta-secretase 1. Gene Ontology annotation, biological process: membrane protein ectodomain proteolysis; amyloid-beta metabolic process. Gene Ontology annotation, cellular component: trans-Golgi network; endosome; plasma membrane. The transcript has 10 exons. Gene Ontology annotation, molecular function: aspartic-type endopeptidase activity. Lineage: Eukaryota; Metazoa; Chordata; Actinopteri; Cichliformes; Cichlidae. The record is from RefSeq and is a predicted model, not a curated record. The coding region runs from base 612 to 2276 and encodes 554 amino acids.